UUUGUAUACGUCCAACUGUUAUAGAUCCAACCGGCGAAUGGGCGGAAGGAUAUUGCACUGUUGUUUAUAAAAACCGUUUCGCUGCUCAUUGUUCGUGAGACAGCAGAGAGGAUUCAGAAGCGUUAGCGAGAAAUAUCAGCGGGAAUCAUUUGUUUUGUCAAGAUGCAGAUCUUUGUGAAGACCCUGACUGGCAAGACCAUCACCUUGGAGGUGGAGCCCAGUGACACCAUUGAAAAUGUGAAGGCCAAGAUCCAGGAUAAGGAAGGCAUCCCCCCUGACCAGCAGCGUCUGAUCUUUGCCGGCAAGCAGCUUGAAGAUGGUCGCACCCUCUCUGACUACAACAUCCAGAAGGAGUCCACCCUUCACCUGGUCUUGCGUCUUAGAGGAGGUAUGCAGAUAUUUGUGAAGACCCUUACUGGCAAGACCAUCACCUUGGAGGUGGAGCCCAGUGACACCAUUGAAAAUGUGAAGGCCAAGAUCCAGGAUAAGGAAGGCAUCCCCCCUGACCAGCAGCGUCUGAUCUUUGCCGGCAAGCAGCUUGAAGAUGGUCGCACCCUCUCUGACUACAACAUCCAGAAGGAGUCCACCCUUCACCUGGUCUUGCGUCUUAGAGGAGGUAUGCAGAUAUUUGUGAAGACCCUUACUGGCAAGACCAUCACCUUGGAGGUGGAGCCCAGUGACACCAUUGAAAAUGUGAAGGCCAAGAUCCAGGAUAAGGAAGGCAUCCCCCCUGACCAGCAGCGUCUGAUCUUUGCCGGCAAGCAGCUUGAAGAUGGUCGCACCCUCUCUGACUACAACAUCCAGAAGGAGUCCACCCUCCAUCUUGUGCUCCGUCUGAGAGGAGGUAUGCAGAUCUUUGUGAAGACCCUGACUGGCAAGACCAUCACCCUGGAGGUGGAGCCCAGCGACACCAUUGAGAAUGUGAAGGCCAAGAUCCAGGAUAAGGAAGGCAUCCCCCCUGACCAGCAGCGUCUGAUCUUUGCUGGCAAGCAGCUUGAAGAUGGUCGCACCCUCUCUGACUACAACAUCCAGAAGGAGUCCACCCUUCACCUGGUCUUGCGUCUGAGGGGAGGUAUGCAGAUCUUUGUGAAGACCCUGACUGGCAAGACCAUCACCCUGGAGGUGGAGCCCAGUGACACCAUUGAGAACGUGAAGGCCAAGAUCCAGGAUAAGGAAGGCAUCCCCCCUGACCAGCAGCGUCUGAUCUUUGCCGGCAAGCAGCUUGAAGAUGGUCGCACCCUCUCUGACUACAACAUCCAGAAGGAGUCCACCCUCCAUCUUGUGCUCCGUCUGAGAGGAGGAAACUAAUCUGCUUAAAGAUGUCUCUGCACACCUGCAGUAUCCAGUGUUAAAAUUGCUCUGUCUGAUCAGCUGUUAGUCAUUCCUUUUUAAGUUUCAAUAAAGGUUGAACAUUCCUGAAUUCAUAAGUUGCAUUUUGUCUGCCUUAGCUAACAGUUUAUGCUAAAAGAAAAGCAAUUCAAUGCUAAGAAAUUGGAUGUGUGUUUGAAGUAUUAAGCAUUGAUUGAAAAGUCAAAGUUUAAAGUUGGAACUGUUACUUGAAAUGAUGUUGCAAACUAUCAUAAACAAUAAAAUGGCUUCUCACUGUCA
Molecule: messenger RNA, 1608 nt
Organism: Scatophagus argus
Lineage: Eukaryota; Metazoa; Chordata; Actinopteri; Scatophagidae
Gene: ubc
Product: ubiquitin C
Exons: 2
Coding region: 163-1308 (381 amino acids)
Biological process (GO): protein ubiquitination; modification-dependent protein catabolic process
Cellular component (GO): nucleus; cytoplasm
Molecular function (GO): protein tag activity; ubiquitin protein ligase binding
Source: RefSeq, a predicted model, not a curated record